AUGGCUGGUAUGAAAGAUAUAAAUGUUGCCUAUGUCAAUGCCACUGGACAGACUGAUUUUGAAGUUGUUGUGUUCACAAAGAACUUCAAUAUCAACACUCCAAACGUGUACUAUGCUGCCUGGAAGAUCCUUAGGGGACAGGCAGAAAUUGAGUUUGUCUAUCCUGCCUCCAUGAAGGUCAGUGCUACUUACACUAGCUCUGGACAGAUUGUGAAAGCUGGACCAUUCCCUUCAAAACUAGGAUCAACUUGGGAGAUCACUCAAGACAGCAUCUCUUCCACAGCAACCCUCAAAGAAGUGAAGGCUCCCACUAAUCCAAAUGGGUCCAUUGUCAUCAGGAACAUUCCACCAGCUACAUGGAGUGGAAACAUGUUUGACCUUGGUGUCUAUAAGAAUGGCAGUCUCCUAGUCAUUGAAAAAGACGUCCUUGUUGGCAAUCAAGUUGGCUUUUUGCUCAAACCUAAGCUGUACUUUGGAGUAGUCCGUAACUUGGUUGAGGGUGACAUCUUCACUUCUUUGGAGAUCACCAGCUUCUUGACUGAGUUUGAUCUGACUAACUAUCCUAAUGGUUUAAAGGUUACACUCAAUUUCCCUGUUGGUGGGGAGUAUGUGUUCUCGGGAGAGGCCAUGAGCUAAACAAACAAUUUUGGACUUGUUAUGUAUAUAAUGAUAUAAUGCUUUGCAAUUGUUUCUAUAGCUAUUGUAGUUAUUAGUUUUUCAGAAUUAUUAGUUUAGAUGAAGUCG
Amphimedon queenslandica is the source of this 744-nucleotide messenger RNA. RefSeq lists its product as uncharacterized. Lineage: Eukaryota; Metazoa; Porifera; Demospongiae; Haplosclerida; Niphatidae. The coding region runs from base 1 to 636 and encodes 211 amino acids. The transcript is spliced from 2 exons. The record is from RefSeq and is a predicted model, not a curated record.